AUGCUUUCACACCCUGCAAGAGGCCCUGGGCGCGGAAGCAUGAUAACAGGAUCAUCAGUCCACAACCAAAGAAUUGAAAGGCUGUGGCGGGAUGUGUUCACUGGUGUAGUUGGCCUUAAAUACAACCUUUUUAGUCAUUUGGAGGGCACAGAGACUCUGGAUAUAGACAAUGAAAUCCACAUAUUUUGUUUGCAUUACGUGUACCUUCCCAGGAUCAACAAUCAUUUACAUGUAUGGAAAGAGGGUUGGAUCAGAAAACCAAUUUGUACAGAAAAUAGCAUGACACUAAGACAACUUUUCAUAUCUGGUAUGAUGAGAAUAGCUGGAAGCAGUCAUACAAUUGCUAAAGAAAUGUUUGAAGAUUUGAGAGAGGUAAGAAGCCAAAAAUAUCUACAUCUCUUGAACAAACUUGGCAGUCAGUGGCAACAAAACUGUGGUACAUCAAAGGAACCAAGGGAAGUUUGAAGUUGUCUUAGCAUGCCAAAACUAUGCUUCAAGUUUUCUUUAAGAAAAAAAAAAUUGAAUCAAAUAGUUGUGUUCUUUAAUUGACAUUGCCCUGUUGCACAAAGGAAAACUUAGUGAUUGUAAAAGCAUGCAGAUAUUUGUAGUCAUAGUGUCCUCUUUUUUUUUGGGUAGUUACAAUGGGAAGUGGUCGCCCUUACCCAAGAAAUUAGCAUUAUAUCAGUGCAAACAGAAGUCAACCAAUCCUUGUAUGCCAGUUUUACAAGGAAUUAUGUUGUUUUAAUAGAGAACAUUUAUCACCCCAGCCUCCCCCUAAAAAAAAAAACAAAAACAACAAUAAUAACAAAAUAAAAUAUAUAUAUAUAUAUAGUUACUGAAUAAAAAAUGAUUGUGUUGCAUAAUUUUCAGGAUGAGGUUGAGCAAUAUGGUCUAGAUUGGGAUAGUCCAUUGCCAGAGUCAGAUUCUGAUGAAAUGAUUGAAUUGCCCUUGACAGAGUGCCCACUGAAUCUACAAGAAACACAAGAACUAAAACAAGCCAUAGACCCACUGAGGAACAGUGACUGUUAUGGAAUUGAUAUUUUUAUUCAAACUUUAUUGUUUGUUACUUCACGUCUUGCAACAUGA
This is a messenger RNA of Porites lobata, 1086 nucleotides long. The record is from the annotation of a GenBank genome assembly. Lineage: Eukaryota; Metazoa; Cnidaria; Anthozoa; Scleractinia; Poritidae.